This is a messenger RNA of Oncorhynchus kisutch (coho salmon), 4868 nucleotides long. RefSeq names its product neuronal pentraxin-2-like. The record is from RefSeq and is a predicted model, not a curated record. Bases 642 to 2678 code for a protein of 678 amino acids. The transcript has 6 exons. NCBI's taxonomy places the organism in Eukaryota, Metazoa, Chordata, Actinopteri, Salmoniformes, Salmonidae.
UUAACCAGUUUAGUUUUAAUGCUUGGGUGUUUAUGGGCAAAAGAGUGUCCAAAACUCUGUAGGGAAAUAAUCUGAACCUGAGAAAGGGUACUUGUUGAUGCCUUGAAAGUCAAGAAGAAUCAAUACAAUUGUUGACCGUGAGAACCAGGAGGAGUGGAGGGAUAUGCAAACAAAGACAAAGGAAUGAGAGAGGGAGGGAGAGGAAGAGAGAGUUAAAAUGAUCCUCCUCGAACAAAUCCUUUUCAAUCUGAUCAGUGUUUGGGAUGGACUAACCAGCUUGGGACUCUGUAGCUUGUGACCAGAUGAGAUGGAUGGAUAGAAGACGGCUAGAAACAGAUUCGUUUGGCUGCCGAUCACAAGAGGCCCGCUGUGCCAAAAGGGAUCACCGGGAGGUGGACACCUCGACAGCUAUUUGUCCCGUUAUGGAGCCAACGUGUAUUGUUUGAUACAGCGACACGGCGAUGAAGCACUAACAGCUUUAGCAGAGAGACAAGGUCCUGCGCGCUGUAAUAAUUCUCUAAGAAAUUGACCCUGUUGUACAGGGGAUUUGGGGAUUUUUUUUGCCAUGUGUCAAAUCAGCUUGCCAGCCGCCCCACGUGACAGACUCCCUUGACAGGAGAGAAGCGAGACGUCGACCAAAGAUGGCCGACAACGCCAUCCCACCCCUGAUGCUUUUGUCUACAAGGCAAACGCGUUGGGGUGGAGUACUUCCAGGUUUCAUCCUACCCUCUUUCCCUCUUUUUUCUCUACUCCUCUAUACUCUCAUAUCUUCCUCAAUGGCUGCUGUUAGUUUGCCGGGAUUAGACUAUGACUAUGGAGCCCAGCCCAAGUUUGUUUGCACCCCAAUUCCAGCGGACACAGACCCCAGCUGCUUCACACCAGGCGGGGCAGCACACGGACCUGUCCACGACAGACCCAGCAGUAAUGGGCAUCAUGGACCUGCUGCAGGGGCGCCCAAUGGUAACGGCAGGAGGCCGAUGGGAAUGGGGAUGGGGAUAGGAAUAUCAGACGAGGCCAAAUCCACCAUCCUGCACCUUCGCGAGAGCCUGGUGCGGCAAAAGGAGACCAUCUUAGACCAACGGGAGACGAUCAGGGAACUGACUGCCAAGCUGACCCUCUGUGAGGGCUUUGGCCGGGGAGUGGGUCAUCACGAUGACCAUCACGACGACCACCAUGGAAACGCGCGUCACAACUCCCAUCACCCGAGCUCGCAUCACUCCUACCAUGACGCUGACCACCACGGGGACCCACACUACCCACUGAACAAUGGGCACCGAUCAGACCCACACCACCGAGGGAAGGAUAACUCUGGGAGCAAGCAUGGGGCCUUCUCCCCUGAGCAGACUAGGAAAACGCUACAGACACUCAAGGAGAGGCUGGAGAACUUGCAGGCCAGGAAUUCCUCCAGCUCCUAUUCAAGCUCACUGAGAGACCUCCUGCAACGUAAAAUCAAUGCACUUGAGAAGCAGCUCAACAAUCACUACGGUGGGCAUCAUGAUUAUGGUCACCAUGAUGACCACCACGAUGACCACCAUGACGACCACCACGAUGACCAUCCGGACGACCACCACGACGACCAUCAUGAACCUGGUCACCGCGAUGACCACCACGAUGAUCAUCAUGAUGCCCAACAUGGACCGGGUCACCGCGACGACCACCAUGAUGACUAUCACGACACCCACACCCCCACCCCCACCCGCUACAACAACCGCCCCAACAACCGUCAAAACAGUCACCAUGAUGACCAUCACUAUGACCGACACUAUGACCGCCAUUAUGAUCGUAGCCACGGCCGCCAUGACACACACCAUAACGACCACCAUGACGACCAUCCUGAUGAUCAUCACGACGACCACCACGAUGAUCUUCACGAUGACCACCGUGAAAACGGUGAUGACCACCAAGGCAAUGACGACCAUGGCCAUCGUCCUCGUCCAGCCUAUAACAGCAAGCCACCACCUCCAUUACCUCUUGGCCGUGGACACAACAAGCUGGAAACUGUGCUGAGCCACCUUAACCACAGGAACUCUAACCCUGGUACCCGGAAAAAGCCAAAGAGUCCGGAUGCUUUCCAGAUUGGCUUCCCUAUGCGCACUAACUACAUGUAUGGAAGGAUAAAAAAGACCCUACUCAUUGAAAUCUUCACCCUCACUGUCUGCCUCUGGAUAAAAGGGGGUUCAGGGCCUGGCCUCGGCACGCCCUUCUCCUACUCUGUCCCGGGACAGGCCAACGAACUGGUUCUGAUCGAAUGGGGCAACAAUCCCAUGGAACUACUGGUUAACGACAAUGCAGUGACAUUGCCCAUGGCUAUGACGGAUGGGAAGUGGCACCACCUGUGCAUGACAUGGUCGUCACACGAUGGGCAUUGGGAAGCCUUCCAGGAUGGCGUCAAAAGGGGGUCUGGAGAGAACCUAUCUGCAUGGCAUCCCAUCAAGCCUGGUGGAGUCUUUAUUCUGGGCCAGGAACAGGAUACCCUAGGUGGCCGAUUUGACGCCACCCAGUCCUUCGUCGGCGAGAUGUCAGACCUCCAGUUGUGGUCCCGCGUUCUCACACCCAAUGAAAUCUAUAGCCAGGCUUCCUGCGGAGGUCACCUGGCGGGUGACCUCAUCUCCUGGACAGAGGCAGUGGUCGAGCUUCACGGCGGGGUCACCAAAUACCCCUUUGACCCCUGCCACUAAGGACUACCCCACCCUGAUGUUAUUUAACGAGCUGUCUGGUGUGGCAGCAGGGCUCUGUGCACUACGCUGGAGACACAUGACAGGCCCUUAGCAACAAACCAGGCUGGCCCUUAGCCAUUCUGCAAUUUUGCCAUCCCUUUCCUCUCUGUUCUGCCUUCCCCCUCGCUGGGCCGAGGAACUGGGAAGACUUUAAAAGAGCAAAGGCUGGAUUUAACUGAAUGGCCAUGACCGCUGCUGCUCCCGGGAUCCAAUACCGGUAAUAGGAUUCCCUGUCUUUAAAUGGGUCCACCCAUGUUUGCCUCGGGCCUUAGUAAAAGCCCUUCAUCAGUCAGGUGUUCAAAGAAUCAUAACAUUUUACUGGGACAUAUUAUGCCGGGAUAUGGUUCUCAAAAUCCUAACACUCCAGAUGUUAUUUGUUCGUCUUUCUGGGUUUUUUUUUGCUGGCGAGCAGGACGAUACCAGUGACUAAAAGGAACGCACUGAGGCAGAAUGCUCAUAAACCAACUGUGGACAAUAUGGAAUGAACAAACUAAAGGCACUCAAAACAGCCACAUCGAUGGCAAGUGUAUGAGUUGGAAGACAAUGAUAAUGAUUUGAUGAUUGAAUGUGAUGAAUGUGAGGUACUACAUUGUAUUUUUUUGUACAUGAAGAUGGAGGAUCUCAUCUAUGGUUUUAGUUUUUUUUGGGGGGGGGGUUAGCCUGUCUCAACUCUACCUUUCACGCAAAAAAUGUUAGAGAACUAUUUUAUACUACUGUGUUGUACACACGUGCAACUGAUAAACGUUUCAUUUUAUUUUUCAGAUGAAUUUAGCUCUACCAAUAUCAACUGAUCAACACUCAACUGGAUUGUAAUUUCUAUCAGUGUGUCUGAAAUGGCUGCCAGGUUUUAUGAAACACCCGAGUUGAAGUUGUGGAUAUGAGCCCGCAUAAAUACAGGUUAACUGCCUGUCAAGAGGUCCUAAGCUAAUGCUGACAUCUCCAUUGUAAUCUUGUGGUUUUACAGGCAGAUUUGCCUGACAAAUAGAGCUCGGAUCUAGAUCCAGACUAUUUCCGCGUUGUCAUAGCAGACACAUGCUCUUAAAUACAUUCACGCAUGAAUGCACAUGCACUCAAAACAGCUUGGGGAAGACAAACAAUUCUGUAAUGCUCUAAAAGGCUUAUAUUCAAAGUCAAUCCAAUGUUGGUUUUUAUUAAUUGGGUCCUGUGUUUUUUAUGCAUGUAAAAUGCUUAUAAAAAUAGGUUUAAAAAAAAUAUAGCCUGUCUUGAAUAUCAACUGUCAAAAUCAUAAACAAAUACAAACCAUUCAUUUUUUUGUAAAUAUAAGGCAUUUUACACAACAACACAUCCUUUCCUUGUCUAUCCUUUCACUGUGGUCAUCCCUUUUCUGUCUGUAAAAGCAUUCAAAUUAGGAAUUGAUUUAGUUGUAUUUGCUUACUCACCCCCAUUUCACUGUGGGCUAUUAAGUUCGGAAUGUCUAUGUCUCAUUGAAUCACAUGAACACUGAUCGUGAAAGGGUCAUCUGUUGUUGCCAUGGUGAUAGUAUAGAGCUUAGCUGGACAUGCCCCCCUGACCACUAAUAGUCAUUACAACCAUUACAGUACACAACAAAUACAGUGGGUGACAUUUUGUAGAUAUUUGUUAAUGCACCUUUGUGAGAGGACAUAGUGGUCUGUAUUGUUGUGUAAGAGUUUAUAAUGCCAAGUUGAGCAUUAUAAAAACCCAUGCUCCCAUUUUCCUGUUAGUGGGCCAAAUGUAUGUGAAGUUUUUAAAAAACACAAAAAAAAACAAUUAUGUUUCUCAAUUGUUACAAAUAAAAAAAAUACUAUUGAUUCAUUAAUGAAUGCUAAUAUAACUGGAUAUAAUUCAGGUUAAACAGCAUUGAAUGCAGUUGUAUAAUCUGAAUCUAUGUUGCUUCCAUAACGUUUGCUUAAUCUCGCCUUUGGUAUACAUUUUAAUCUGUAUAUAAAGACACACUCAAUAGUUUUUUUUCAUUCUUGUCUGUAAAUAUUGAACAACCUUUUAUUUAUUCAUUCUUGUGUGUUUGGUCAAAAGUCCCUUUCCUUUGUGUGUAAGCCAAAAAAAAAGUCAAAUGAAUUGUAAAACUUAAAUGAGGAAUACAUGAAUAAAACUCUGUUAAAUAUGUUUUAAUAAAAUCAAGAUUUUGAAUAAAACGACUGCGUAUCUCAUGAA